GAUGUCUGUGGCGGGGCUGAAGAAGCAGUUCCACAAAGCCAGCCAGUUGUUCAGUGAAAAAAUUAGUGGAGCAGAAGGAACAAAACUAGAUGAAGAAUUUCAAGAGAUGGAAAGGAAAAUUGAUGUCACCAGCAAAGCUGUAGCAGAGCUUCUGUCAAAAUCCACAGAGUAUCUUCAGCCAAAUCCGGCAUACAGAGCCAAGCUGGGAAUGCUGAACACUAUGUCGAAGAUCAGGGGACAAGUUAAAACCACAGGAUAUUCCCAGACAGAAGGGCUAUUAGGGGAUUGUAUGCUACGGUAUGGCAGAGAACUUGGGGAGGAUUCUACAUUUGGCAAUGCACUGCUGGAUGUUGGUGAAAGCAUGAAGCAGAUGGCAGAGGUGAAGGACUCUCUCGAUAUUAACGUCAAGCAAAACUUCAUUGAUCCUCUACAGUUAUUACAGGACAAAGACUUAAAAGAGAUUGGGCAUCAUCUGAAGAAGCUAGAAGGCCGUCGUUUGGAUUAUGACUAUAAAAAGAAGCGUUUAGGGAAGAUCCCAGAUGAAGAAGUUAAACAAGCAGUAGAAAAAUUUGAAGAGUCAAAGGAGCUGGCAGAAAGAAGCAUGUUCAACUUUUUAGAAAAUGAUGUAGAGCAAGUUAGCCAGUUGGCAGUAUUUAUAGAAGCAGCAUUAAACUACCAUAAACAGUCCACAGAAAUUCUGGAGGAACUGCAGAGCAUACUGCAAAACCGAAUAAAUGGAGCAUCUAGUCGUCCUAAGCAUGAAUUCAAGCCAAAACCUGUAAUAACUUCAGCUCUGGAAAUCAGUGAUAAUCAGCAGCACAAUGGGAUAUCGUACAUUUCUUCAAUAAAAUCAUCAGGUUCUUCAGUGCACGUGGAUCAGCCUUGCUGCCAAGCUCUGUAUGACUUUGAGCCAGAAAAUGAAGGCGAGCUUGGAUUUAAGGAAGGCGACAUCAUUACUUUGACCAAUCAGAUCGAUGAGAAUUGGUACGAAGGGAUGUUAAAUGGAGAGUCUGGCUUCUUCCCCAUUAAUUAUGUCGAAGUGAUGGUACCUUUGCCUCAGUGA
This is a messenger RNA of Emys orbicularis (European pond turtle), 1063 nucleotides long. It is a transcript of the gene SH3GL3, whose product is annotated as SH3 domain containing GRB2 like 3, endophilin A3. Gene Ontology annotation, cellular component: glutamatergic synapse; presynapse; cytoplasm. The transcript is spliced from 9 exons. Gene Ontology annotation, molecular function: protein binding. Lineage: Eukaryota; Metazoa; Chordata; Testudines; Emydidae. Gene Ontology annotation, biological process: synaptic vesicle uncoating; endocytosis. The record is from RefSeq and is a predicted model, not a curated record. Bases 2 to 1063 code for a protein of 353 amino acids.